Triticum aestivum (bread wheat) is the source of this 2609-nucleotide messenger RNA. Its product is annotated as cyclin-A2-1. The record is from RefSeq and is a predicted model, not a curated record. The coding region runs from base 573 to 2081 and encodes 502 amino acids. NCBI's taxonomy places the organism in Eukaryota, Viridiplantae, Streptophyta, Magnoliopsida, Poales, Poaceae. Gene Ontology annotation, biological process: mitotic cell cycle phase transition. The transcript is spliced from 12 exons. Gene Ontology annotation, molecular function: cyclin-dependent protein serine/threonine kinase regulator activity.
AAUCAUCCCGCCUCCUCCCUUCAAACUUCAAAACCCGAAAGGUGGUCGCCGCCUCCGCCGCAGCCGCCUCACCCGGAUCCCGCCGGCGCUGGGGAGAGCUUUCCUCUUCGGCACAGAUCUGAACGCGGACCGCUAGGGUUGCCGCCGCUGCAUUCUCCCCUCUUAUACCCUAGAGCCUGCCCGUCCUCCCCGAGCGAAGGGCCCCUCCCGCGCCUCGCUGCUCCACAUCUCGCUCUUGGCGAAGCACUCCAGCGACGGCGGCCUGCCUCCUCCAGGACCGGCUGUCGACACAUCCUCCCUCGCCGCCGGAUCGACGGCAAUCCAGUCUUUCUUGCUCGCUCCUCUCGGGCCUUGGCAGAUCGACGCGGGCGGCGACCCUCUCGCCCGUCCCUCCCGACCCCGGCGAGUUCUUUGUCCUCACAUUCCCAUAGAUGCUCUCCUUCCUUGCACACCAUGGCCGCCAAAUGUGGGCUUUCUUGUUUUAAAGAAAAGAAUUUGAGCUUUCUUUUUCAACAACUGGUGGUGCCCCCAUUCUUUUGCAAGAACUCAUGAAUCUGAUGGUAUAGGCUUAAAUGGCUUCAAGAAAGGAUAUUCCAGUCCUUAUUGCUUGCCAAGGUCCCAGUGGCCGUGUCACACGAGCUCAAGUUGCUAAUAAUAGUAGAAGAUGUGGAGUGGCUCACCCCGCACUGGUACCUGUGAGAACUGAACAAAAACCGACAGUGAAAGGGAAGACGAAACGGGGAGCUUUGGAUGAGAAUACUUGUGUAAGUGCUGUAGCUUCAGCUCCACACCCUAAAAGGAGAGCAGUGCUCAAGGACGUGACAAACAUAAGCUGUGCAAACUCAUAUAGAAAUUGCACUGCUGUGACUAAGCUACAGUCGAGGCCCACCCAAAAGGUAGGACAAAAUCCGAGCAAAAACAAGCAGCGUUCAAAGAAGGUCCCUAAGCCACCUCUUCCUGCUGUUAGUGCAACUUCAUUUGUGAAUGAUUGUCACAACGUUGAAGAAGCUCAGAAGGAAGAGCUUUCACCACCAAAGGAGGAGCCCACUGCUUUGCUUGAAAACAAAGGGUCGUUGUUGCAGAAUACUGAACGGAACAGGGAGAGUGGUUUUCAUGAGGCAUUCUUUCAGGGAAGAAUCACAAGAGAUAAAUUUGAAACUGCUAACUCAAACACUGGGGACUAUGCUGGUUUAAACAUUAUAGAUAUUGACAAAGAUAAUGGCAAUCCACAAAUGUGUGUUUCCUAUGCUGCAGAGAUAUACACAAACCUAAUGGCUGCAGAGCUUAUAAGAAGGCCUAAAUCAAAUUACAUGGAGACUUUGCAAAGGGAUAUUACAAAAGGCAUGCGAGGAAUCCUCAUUGAUUGGCUUGUUGAGGUUUCUGAAGAGUAUAAACUUGUGCCAGACACGCUGUACCUAACUGUAUACCUUAUUGAUCAAUUUCUUUCUUGGAAAUAUAUUGAAAGACAGAAAUUGCAACUUCUUGGAAUAACUAGCAUGUUGAUUGCCUCAAAAUAUGAAGAGAUCUGUGCACCACGUGUUGAAGAAUUUUGUUUCAUAACUGAUAAUACAUAUACAAAAGACCAGGUGCUGAAAAUGGAGUGCCAAGUGCUUAAUGGUCUGGGAUAUAAUCUUUCUGUUCCCACAACUAAAACAUUUCUCAGGAGAUUUCUUAGAGCAGCACAGGCUUCUCACAAAGCUCCUUCUGUAACUCUGGGUUAUCUGGCGAAUUAUCUCGCGGAGUUGACUUUGACCAAUUACAAUUUCCUGAGGUUUCUCCCUUCAGUGGUGGCAGCCUCGGCAGUCUUUCUUGCCAGAUGGACACUUGACCAGUCAGAUCUCCCAUGGAACUGUACUCUGGAGCAUUACACCUCAUACAAAAGUUCUGAUAUUCAAAUAUGUGUAUGCGCUCUAUGGGAACUUCAGGGCAACACCAGCCGAUGCCCCCUUAAUGCCAUACGUGAAAAGUAUCAGCACAAAAAGUUUGAAUGUGUAGCCAACAUGUUGUCGCCGGAGCUGGCUCAGUCACUCUUUAGUAGACAAGCUAACGACACCAAUCCCCUGCUGAUCAAUGACUCUUAGCAGCAUCAAUCUCCUGACAACUGUGUGGCCGACAACUCGAUUUUUGGAAGAUCCUGUAGCUUCCUUCCCCCUCUGAUCUAUGUGUGUUGUGUUCUCCGCCGAGCUGUUGUUUGUCCGACCUUUCUCGAGCCAUGCAGUAGUAAGUGAUGGCUCCCAUAAAUAUUGCUGGAACGUGAUUAAGUUGGUGUGUAGUCUACUGAUGCCUUGGGUUGAUAAUUGUAUGAUGAUCCUAUCUGUAUAAUAUCUGCCGGCUGCUUGAUUUAACGUAGAUUUGCAUUGAAUUGACUGUUUUCCAGAGUGUAAUGUAGUGUAAUGCUCUUCAGAUUAUAAGAGCGCUUGAAUCCAGGAUGAUGUAACCUGCUACAGGCACAUAUUACUUGGUUUGUAAAUGUAGCCUAUGUUACGCUGAACAUAAGAGUUUUCUUUUCUUUGUGAAACUAGGCAAGUGAAGAGCCAGCUUUUUUUUUUGAAACUGGGCAAAAGAUUUGCCACUUUCAUUGAAUAAGGAGGUUUAGAGGUUUUUGACCA